GCGACCUUUGCCGUGUCUCCACAGAGCGCUUCCUCCACUGGGAGACCGAGCACAACGGGGACGGGUGGGCCGUGGAAGCCAACAGGAAAUUCGUGGAAGGGGCCGAGGCCCAGACCUGCUUCGUCUCAUCCUAUCGCUGGUGUGCAAAAUCUCAGCUGGUCGACCUUCUGAGGGAAGGCCUGUGGGGGGACCUUCUGGACACCCACCAACCCGAGAUUGUCGUCUCCGACUGGUGGGGGGCCCGCGAGGACUGCGGCUGCGUCUACAUGAUCCAGGUCACCCUCGUGGCGGCCGAUCAGAAGUCCGUGAUGGCCAGGUUCAACAGCCAGCCGGAUCCCAUCCCACAAUGGAACGACGCUGAGUAUCAACAGGUAUCGCACGUGUUCAGAGAUUACGGCCCCGGCGUUCGCUACGUGCGGUUCUGGCACAGAGGGCAAGACACCCAAUACUGGGCUGGGCAUUACGGAGCUCGCAUCACAAACUCCACGGUCGUGGUCAGAUUCUCCCAGGACUCCCAGUGACCCCCGCUUGGGGGGGGGGCAAGGGGUCUGCACGGCCGCCAACCUCUCGCCUCCGUCGGCAACGCUGAGGAUAAACUGCUCCAAAUGAGGAACAUGGACGUUGCAAAGGGAGGACAGAACACCGUUACUGGACUUCUUUUUAAAGUAUAAAAAUUAGCUCGGAGUCAGUUCUGCUUAAUAAAGAAAGAAAGAAUAAA
Molecule: messenger RNA, 718 nt
Organism: Pogona vitticeps (central bearded dragon)
Lineage: Eukaryota; Metazoa; Chordata; Lepidosauria; Squamata; Agamidae
Source: RefSeq, a predicted model, not a curated record